This is a messenger RNA of Maniola jurtina (meadow brown), 1533 nucleotides long. RefSeq lists its product as uncharacterized. The record is from RefSeq and is a predicted model, not a curated record. The coding region runs from base 148 to 1533 and encodes 461 amino acids. The transcript is spliced from 11 exons. Lineage: Eukaryota; Metazoa; Arthropoda; Insecta; Lepidoptera; Nymphalidae.
UACCUGCGACAGUUUUUGCUUUUUAAUUGCUUCGUCUUGGACGAUUUCGUUUAUUUUUUUUUUGUUUUCUCUAAAAUAAUCUGUUAAUCGAAUUAAUUGUUGGUGCAUUUUGUAGCCAUAGCCUUCUAGAGCUCUAAUGUCUACUGUAUGGCUAUAAUAUUUUACCAAUAUUUAAAAGUAAUCGUUAAAAUGCAUUUGCUUUAUGAUAUUUUAAUCAGUUUCUGCUGGUUCAUCUUUGUUAGUGCGUAUCGAAAUCAGCUUUUUACCAUUGCUAAGUUGGAGGAAGGUAGAACUAGAGAAUAUAAAUGCGCUGUAUAUGAAGGAGUUAGGACUAGACAAAAAGAUCAAGGUGAUGACAAAAAUAAUUCAAGAAGAACAUCGCCCUUACCAUCGCAACCUACCGGUUCGUCAGGGACUACUGCUGUAGAAAACCCUUAUGAAGUAUAUCAAAAUUAUCUUCACAAAUUCCUGUACGGAGAGAACAUUGAAAAUGACGUGGAAGUAACUACAGUGGACCAAAAAUUGAUAUGGACUAAUGAAAGUAAUACAAACAGCUACAAACAUUAUGUUGUUGGUAGCUACAUGCGGUCAGAAUUGUUUAAUAACAGAAGCGGUGUCCAUUUUCCUUUCGUGGAAUUCUUGCAUCGAGGCUAUUGUGAGCUGAAGCUAACCAGGGAUUACAUGCAAACUGCCAUCAACGCGUUCGCCAUCUUUCUUUACGGCACAUUGGAUGAUAUAGAACGAUUGCCUGCUGAUUAUGUAUUGCGAUCUUCUCGCACGAUAUCCAUGAUGAAGAUAGCACGUGAGAAACUGGCAGCCACUUGGAAUGUGGUGAAGGCAGGCAGGGAUACUAUAGACAUUUCACACCUAACACUAGAAUUGUAUCGGCCGUUGUUCAAAUACAUCAACGGGAGGGAAAUAGCCAGGCUGAACUUGAGCGAUGAGAGGAUAUUAACUUACAUUGGUACACAUGCUGAUCUAGAUAGACAUCAGGUUGGUGUGGUGACAAACAAGUACAUAGAAAUCAACAAAGACUGGUCCAGUCCCAGAUAUCUUAACAUAAUGAAUAAUUUGCUUUGCGGAGUCCCGAUGACGUUUAUGAGAAAGCUCCCUAUUACCACAUAUUUGCAAUUAUCACAACAGGUGUUUUAUCAUAUUCGAGCUUGCGACCCUUUGCAGCGGCGAUUUUAUCUAGCUAUGAUGACACGAACUAAGGCACUGGGAAAGUGUUUCAGUUGGAAUGCCAGAGACGUGUCCCGCUUGGGCUUGCUAUUGACUGAAGUUGAGGGAACUGAUCUUAGUACGAUAAAUCCUGAAGCUAUAGCAGGAAUCACUGCACAGGUAAUGUUGCAGAUGUCCCCGCAAAGUUUGAAAUACUUAACAGAGAAUCAGUUGAAGUAUCUUGCACCGAAGCCACUGAACAUACUUAGCCGAAAAUUGAAGAUUUAUUAUGAUCAACUCCAGUUAUACGAUUCUGGGUUUCAAAGCAAGUUUGACGUGCCGAUAAUAAUUAUUCUACUAAAUAUUAAAUAA